CUUCUCCCUUUUUCUUGUAGUUUCAGAGAGGAGACUGACACGCUACACAAUAUCACAAUGUUUCAAUUUGGGUCGAAGUUAUUACUUGUAUUUCUGCUGGCAUUUCCAUGCGGCCUCGUGUCCAUUGGCCAUGUAUCUGCAGAGGAUGAGCUAGAGGACGAGGUGAUUGCUGAUGCUGCAGUUGAAGAAGAGGAAGAGGACGAGGAGGAAGAGGAAGCAGUUGUGGAAGACCCUCAAGCUUCAGAUACAGAAACGGAGGAUGAAUUAGACGAAGACGCCCCAGCUACAGAUGUGACCUCGCACCCUGAUGCAGACACCACCAUCAUCUUCGUUACAGGAGAAGAGUUCCCAGCCAAUGAGAUUGUGAAGUUCCUGGUGGGUUUCACCAACAAGGGCAGCGCUGAUUUCACCGUCAAGUCUCUGGAAGCCUCUUUCCGUUACCCCCAGGACUUCCAGUUCUACAUCCAGAAUUUCACAGCCUUGUCCCUUAGCACCGUGGUGCCACCGGAGAAGCAGGCCUCUUUCGAGUACUCCUUCAUCCCCGCACAGCCCAUGGCUGGCCGCCCCUUCGGCCUGGUCAUCCUGCUCAACUACCUAGACGGCCAGGGCAAUGCUUUCCAGAGUGCCAUUUACAACCAGACCGUCACCAUCGUAGAGCUGGAUGAGGGACUGGAUGGAGAGACAAUGUUCAUGUACGUCUUCCUCACUGGACUGGUUGUUCUGAUGGCCUUCGGAUUGUACCAGGUCUUGGAGUCCCGCACGAGGAAGAGGCUGGCAGUGAAGGUGGAGACGGGUACCGGUGGCAUGGAUGAUGUGGACAUCAGCUGGAUCCCGCAGGAGACUCUCAACGUCAUGACUCAGAGCAAAGCCUCACCGAAAGCCUCUCCAAGGAAGCGCGCCAAGCGAACAGCUGGCACCACAGACCAGUAAACCACUCGCAUGUGCCUCAUCGUCUUCAUCUCCAUGUACAAGUGCUCAAGGCCCCACAUGCUGUGUACGCUCCAUCCUCCCCCUACAACGACACAACUCUCAACAGGACUGUCACUGUCAGACAAAUAUCAGUCAACCCAACAGCCGCCCAUUAACAACCAAUCGCACCACCCCUUUCCCGCCCUGUACGCACUCAGGACUUCUCCAUCGCAGCCAUAGCACCUCUGAGCUAAGAGAUGAGGCACGAUGCUCAUGGGGAGUCGCUCAUAUAUCCACAGAGGAAAUUAGAAGUUUUAACAGAUCGUGACUGUUGGGACUGAGCCGUUUUAAUCAGUGUGUGUGACCGGUGGCACUGGAGGACUGAUGUGAGCCGAGGCUGGGUGAUUUCGUCGAUCCGUUUGCCAAAAACCAAAGACAGAGGAGGUGUUACAAUAAUGCCAAAUGAAUAAAAAGGAAAAAAAGAGGAAAAAAAUGUUUGGAAUGAAUAAUUACAACAGCACACUACAGUUCAUGUGAUUGUUUGAAAGGAAGGUUUCCUUGAAUGAUGUAAUGGCCAAUGAUGUGGUACAGUACAUGUACUUUCCGGCAACUUGUUUUUAAGCUGUUUUCUUGACAAUCACAGUCUGAUGUAAUUUCAAAAUGUGUUAAGGUAAGCGGACCAAGGAAGACCUGAGCCAUUCCCUUUGUUCAUUUAUGGACUGAUUCCACUCUGUCUCAAGUAAACCCAGUCCGGGCUUAUUUAUAGGGGUAUAAUUUUGAAAUGUGGGACAAUGUUUGAUAAAAUUCUUCUGAGUGUUUUUUAUGACUGUGAUGCUGGUUGUGUUUUCCUCAUAACAUCUACAAGCAGUAUUUUUUAUGCAUAAGAAUGUGUCGACAUGGGAAAUAAGUUCCAUUGAAAUGGGAAAUAAAAUGUUGCACUUAUGCAUUUUCACAA
Engraulis encrasicolus (European anchovy) is the source of this 1864-nucleotide messenger RNA. Its product is annotated as translocon-associated protein subunit alpha-like. Gene Ontology annotation, cellular component: endoplasmic reticulum membrane; endoplasmic reticulum. Lineage: Eukaryota; Metazoa; Chordata; Actinopteri; Clupeiformes; Engraulidae. The record is from RefSeq and is a predicted model, not a curated record. The transcript has 9 exons. The coding region runs from base 58 to 930 and encodes 290 amino acids.